AAAUUGCGUUCGGCUCGGGCAAGCCCGUAGAUCAACGACUCUUCCUUGUUUCCAGCGAUUGCAAGUAGUAGAGCAAUCGAGUAUUUAUUGCUUACGCUUUGGCGAGAUUCUAUUAGAUUCUAGAGUUCCAUAGUCUGGACUCGAAAGCGGCCACUUCUCCCAUUAGUUUUUUGGCAUCUCAUCUUUUUCGACGACGUUCGCUCCACAGCAAGAUGGUGCAAUUUAACAAGAUGUUCGUCAUGCUUCCGGUCAUGUUUGCGGCUCGCAAACUUGAUGGAGAGGAUCCCAACAUCGUGAAUAUGCUGCGAAUUGCGUACGCCGUUAUGCAGGUGGUUUGUGUUUCGGCGGUCCUUUACGUUUAUCUCAAAGCCCAGGCAAUCAAGGACGACAAGGUCGUUUACGUUCCCCCGGCAGCCACGCCGUUUGCCGAUCCCAACGCCAAGAAAAAGUACACUGAAGUAGCGUACGGUGCUCACGUGGUAUCGACGGCGCGAUCCUUGGUCGGAUCCACCCUUUUCGGCGUGGCGCUGACCGUGGGUCUGCACGUGUACAAGGGCAUGGUCGUAGGCCUCGCUAUUCAAACCGUCAUGGGUCCCUUGAACCUCGCCGAGAACGCCCUCGUCAAGGCGCUCUUCCUCGGGCAGGGUAUUGCGCCGGAGCACAAGAUUUUCGACGAAAAGACGGCGGAUGAUCUCACGCCCGACGACGAAGUCGUGGAUGGAUCCGGAAACAUUGUGGUCCGGAAUGCGGGUACGGCUGUUAAAGACAAGGAAGCCAAGAAGUCUUUGGAAGACAUCCUGUUGGAUACCUGGGAUGCCGGUGCCAAGGCCGACCUCGGAUCUCUGAUGGAAGCCUUAAACAAAAAGAAUUGCAAUUAUCAAACGAAAGCGGAUCACUGGACGCCCAUUAUGAUUCUGGCUGGAUUAGGGGCGAAGGGCACGGCGAGCGCCAUUCGAGCCGUCUUGGACAUGGGAGCCAAUCCAGCUGUAGUCGACGUCGAAGGAUGGAAUGCAUUACAUUGGGCCGCCUUUCAUAACAGUGCGGAAGGAGCCCGCGCACUGACCUCGGAGACACAGCUACUCAAGGUACAAGAUAAGGAAGGAAAUACACCGGUGGAGACGGCACGAAAGGAAGGCAACGACGAAGUAGCCAACAUCUUAGAAGCAGCCCUGGGCGAGAAUAAGAAAAGUAAAUAA
This is a messenger RNA of Phaeodactylum tricornutum CCAP 1055/1, 1196 nucleotides long. RefSeq lists its product with no specific name. The transcript is spliced from 2 exons. Gene Ontology annotation, molecular function: protein binding. The record is from RefSeq and is a predicted model, not a curated record. Bases 213 to 1196 code for a protein of 327 amino acids. Gene Ontology annotation, cellular component: mitochondrion; endoplasmic reticulum. Gene Ontology annotation, biological process: protein targeting to ER. NCBI's taxonomy places the organism in Eukaryota, Bacillariophyta, Bacillariophyceae, Surirellales, Neidiaceae.